AUGGUGGACCGACGAGCUAGCGACGCAGCUCCUCCACUUCAGACGCCCAUUGCCCCCGUUGCAAAGCGGAAACGACGUGCCUCCUGCCUGGGAGAACAGGAGCGACGCGAGAGGAAGAGAGCUAUUGACCGCGAAGCCCAGCGCUCACUAAGAGAAAAGACCAAGACGCAUAUUGCAGAGCUGGAGCGAACAAUACAGAUACUCCGAGAUCAAGAUCGUAAUGGAGCGACCGCGAGUCUACUGUCAGAGAUUGAUAGCCUACGAGUGGAGAACGAACGGCUGAAAGAUGUAAUCGAUAGUGUCAAAAGCGUGGUAGGACUGGACUUUGGCGUGUCCGGUAAGACUACUGCGACAGUAGUGUCACGACCACGAGCAGACGAUGGUGGCGAUGAAGCCACCUCUCCUGCUGCGACCAGUGCCGGUCAUCAGUCACCUAAGCCAUGCGCCAUCUCGUCUAGCAGUGCGACGAAACCAUGUCCCUCAACGCCCAUCGAUCAAGUAACUACUUUUGUUCCGUCUGCAGUCAAGCGACCGCUCGAUCUCGAUGGCAUGACAGUCAUGGCAGACCUGCAUCCACCGGCAAUGCUAGCAAAUCAACGUCAACAAGUUGAAAUGGAGCUCGACCUCCAACCAGUUCGAGAAAGCUCAGAAGAAGGGGAGGUAGAAGACUUACCCUGGGGCAAUGCACCAGCAACAGCGACCUGGGCACCCAUGAUGGAAGAAAUCUUCGGUCCAAACUGGCGUUGUCCCUCGCCGACUAUCCUCCAUAUCGGCAAUCCAGACAACCCAAUCUCGAACUCUUCCUCCAUCUGCCCCGUCUGGAAAAAGAGCAACGAGCUCUUCGGCAAAGUCUUCACCUACCAUCAUCGUUCUCCAGGUGCCACGAGCAGCUCUUCUUCCUCCAACAAUAGUCUAGUGCGGUCUGAUACUGCAGAAGCAGGACUGCUCUACCUAGGCAUAAAACAGGGUUGGGACAACUUGCCCUCACUGGAAUGGAUGAAGAGUCCAGCGCUCACAAUCUUGAAACAGGUUGACGAGCUGCUAUUCAAGCAUCUGCCCAACGUAGAGAGGUUGGCUGUAGCGUAUAAGAGUUUCAAGUUGCUCAAGUAUUAUCUCAACGCGACAAAAGAAGAAUUGGAUAAAGUGCCGCACUGGCUUCGCCCAAGUUUCUCACAAUCAUCCACCUCUCACCCCAUAGCCCUCGAUUUCUUCGCCUGGCCCACCAUCCGCUCCCGCUUACUCAACCACCACACCACAAUCUUUCAAACCAGCGCAGGUGCCGAUCUUUCCAGCUGCUACUCGCGCUUCCUGCGUUUUGACUGGCCGUUUGCCUUUGAAGAUGCUUUCUUCCUCGACGAGGAUACUGGCAUGCAUUACCCUAGUCCGCUGUUUGAGCGCUAUCACGGAGACUUGAAGUAUUGGUCGGUAGACGAGCAGUUCUUCGAUACAUUUCCAGAGAUGAGGGGCGAUAUUGAGGGCGAUCAGAGAAACGCAAGCGCAGGGAAGAUCAAUAUGUCUUUACGACGAAAGUCGUGCAAUGCUUGCUUCAAGAGCCGUCGGAAAUGCAAUCGAGAUUACCCCACAUGCGCAUCCUGUCGGAGGACCAAGAAGGAUUGCCAUUAUGCUUAUGCGAUAGUUUCCCAACCAGGCCUGCCGGAUGAUUUAAUUUCGACAGAGAGCGAAAAUACAGAUGGCGAUGGCCGCGUGGAUACUCUUGUGACAGCCGAGAUUGGGGACUUUACAGCUACAGACAUGCGACAGCCGGAUAAUGCUAUAACGUCAAGCCAAUUCAGCUUUGCCAGUCAGCAAUGCAGUCCCGCUAUGUUCCCGACGCGGAUACCGUCAACAUCACCAACAUCGAGCAUACCGAGUUUCCUCGGCGGUCUUGGUGAGUUGCAGCGCGUGGAGGGCAGCACAGAAAGCUGGCAGUGGGUCAUCAACGAGCUGAAACGAUGUCCACGCGAUUUGGCCAUGCGCGGCGAAACACUAUUUCUACACAAGAAGCUAUAUCGUAGCAUGAUGCCGGCGGCGAUCCGAACGGCCUUGGGCCUGUCGGCGACGUAUUGCUUGCUCAACGAAAGUAAUCGACAUGUCAUGUUCCAAGCCAUCGAUGCCGAGGUAUUUGACUUACUCCAGACGCCUUCAUUGUCAGAAGUAGAAAUAGCCAGAGCGAAGAACAGUGGAGUUCAUGACGGCAUGACUCUGAUCGAGGAGCUGGCGCGGCUGCAGGCGCUCAUGGUGUAUCAGAUGAUACGUAUGUACGACGGAGGGCUCGAGCAGCGCGCUCUCGUUGACCUUCAAAGGGGCAUAAUGACCACUCGGGCAUUACAGCUACUCAGGCGAUUGCGAGCAGAGCGUGACAAUGACUACGGCUGGCACGCCUGGAUCAUUGCUGAGAGCAUUCGUCGCACUGUCUUAACGGUCUACAUGUUCUAUGCCGUGUACUCUAUAGCGAUACAUGGUUUCUGUAUCGAUUUCCCUACGAUUGCAAAACUUCCUGUGUCGACGUCACCGGAAUUGUGGCACUCUGGGGAUGUUCAUCCGCCGCAGUGUUGGAGCAAUGAGAUGGAGCAGACGUUGUCAUAUGAGAAUUAUACGGAAGCAUGGAUAGUGUCGCCACAUGUCACGCUACUUCCGUUUGAGAAAUUCCUUGUUGUUCCUUGCAAAGGACUCGAAGGCGUUGCAGCGUAUAGUGAUGCGGCGUUGUAG
Molecule: messenger RNA, 2709 nt
Organism: Alternaria burnsii
Lineage: Eukaryota; Fungi; Ascomycota; Dothideomycetes; Pleosporales; Pleosporaceae
Exons: 6
Coding region: 1-2709 (902 amino acids)
Biological process (GO): regulation of DNA-templated transcription
Molecular function (GO): DNA-binding transcription factor activity, RNA polymerase II-specific; zinc ion binding
Source: RefSeq, a predicted model, not a curated record